AUGCCGCGCCAAACUUACAACAUCGCUAUGGUUAGCGACUUCUUCUUCCCACAACCAGGAGGCAUCGAAUCGCACAUCUACCAACUCUCAAGCAAGCUUAUCGACCGCGGCCACAAGGUCAUUAUAAUCACACAUGCCUACGAUGACCGAAAGGGUGUCCGCUACCUCACAAAUGGCCUCAAGGUCUACCACGUCCCCUUCCUGGUUAUGUACCGCCAGGCGACCUUCCCGACCGUCUUCUCGUUCUUCCCCAUCUUCCGCAACAUCUGUAUCCGGGAGCGCAUCGAGAUCGUCCAUGGCCACGCCAGUUUGAGCAACCUUUGCCACGAGGCGAUCCUGCAUGGGAGAGCAAUGGGUCUUCGAACCGUCUUCACCGAUCACUCGCUCUUCGGCUUCGCCGAUGCUGCGAGCAUUCUCACCAACAAACUUUUAAAGUUUACACUCAGUGAUGUAGACCACAGCAUAUGUGUGAGCCACACAUGCAAAGAGAAUACAGUAUUAAGAGCUUCCCUCGACCCAUUGAUGGUCUCAGUAAUCCCCAAUGCAGUCGUCGCCGAGAAUUUCCGGCCUCGCGACUACAAGGAAUCUCCCAAUGGCUCUGGCGUCUUCGGGCCAGACACGUCUCCGAACCGCCUGGGCCCCACGGACAUAAUUACCAUUGUUGUGAUUUCUCGUCUGUUCUACAACAAGGGCACCGACUUGCUGACUGCCGUCAUCCCCCGCAUCCUGGAAAACCACCCCUACACGCGCUUCAUCAUCGCCGGUUCCGGUCCCAAGGCUAUUGACCUGGAGCAGAUGAUUGAGACCAACGUCCUCCAAGAUCACGUAGAAAUGCUGGGGCCCAUCCGCCACGAGGAUGUCCGCGACGUGAUGGUCCGCGGCCACAUCUAUCUCCACCCCUCCCUCACGGAAGCAUUCGGCACCGUGAUCGUCGAGGCCGCCAGCUGCGGCCUCUACGUGGUCUGCACCCAAGUCGGUGGCAUCCCCGAGGUCCUCCCCUCGCACAUGACCACGUUCGCCAAGCCGGAGGAGGACGACCUCGUAGCCGCGACGGGCAAGGCCAUCACGGCGAUGCGCAGCGGCCGCAUCCGGACCGAGAAGUUCCACGACCAGGUCAAGAAGAUGUACUCGUGGUCCAACGUGGCCAUGCGCACCGAGCGCGUGUACGACGGCGUCACGGGCAAGAUUAGCGAGGAGGAGUUCUACGGCUUCGACACGGGCGGCUACACGGGGAGCCGGAUCCGCAACUUCGCACUGAUUGAUCGACUGAAGCGCUAUUACGGCUGCGGCAUAUGGGCUGGGAAACUGUUCUGUUUGUGCAUUAUUGUUGACUUCCUGUUCUUCCUCUUCCUCGAAUGGUGGCAGCCGCGAGAGAGCAUCGACAUCUGCCCCGAUUGGCCCAGAAAGGUGCCACCGGAGGAGAAGCGUCAUUCCUCGACGAGUCGUGGACGGGACCCGUCAUGA
Molecule: messenger RNA, 1464 nt
Organism: Clonostachys rhizophaga
Lineage: Eukaryota; Fungi; Ascomycota; Sordariomycetes; Hypocreales; Bionectriaceae
Source: the annotation of a GenBank genome assembly